Molecule: messenger RNA, 1611 nt
Organism: Durusdinium trenchii
Lineage: Eukaryota; Dinophyceae; Suessiales; Symbiodiniaceae
Source: the annotation of a GenBank genome assembly
GCUCGAGUGAGAUGUGUUUGUCGGUUCAACAGUGGUGUUCUGGGGCGGCAGCAACCCGCUUGCGCGAGCUGCAAGGAUGAAUGGCUUAAGCUUUGCCGAGUUCGAAAACUCCAGCUUCGAUGACUUGUACAGCAAAGGCUUCGCCAAUGCGAAGCACUUGGAACAGGUUGCUUUCAGCGUCGCGAAAACUCGGGGCGUCCCCGCUUUCAACGGUGGUUCACCCGAAUGCGGAGGAGCAGAGGAAGCUUUAAGCUUUGCGGGGUUUCGCGAGAAGCGCCUCCAGACGGGCAGGUGUCCAAAGAGUUGCAGCACCUGAAGCCAGGUGCUCCCGCAGCGCUGAGCUUCGGACGCACGGCGCAAGCCGUUGACGCGGCGCCGCUUCAUGCCCGCGCAGACACAGCGCAGGUUCGCCGGCUGCCAACGCCUGCUGCGGCGCGGGACCCGCGGGCUGACCGUGGCGCCGCCGUGGACCGGGGCCCUGGUGGGACCGGAGCCGGACGGUUCCGCUGGACAGCGGCGAUGCAUGCAAACGUGAUUGGCAGGAUGGUUGGCAGGACGCAAACGUCAAUCUUCCACACACCCGCCCAACCAAAGAUGUUUUUUUCUUAUAAUAUAUAUACAUAUAUAUAUAGAUUAUAUAUACUUUUUUCUUCAGCAUUUCAGGCAUCCAAUCUUUUCGGGGGUCCCGACACUUGGUGGUGUUUGUGGGGUGCCUGGAGAAAAGAACUGAUGAGGCUCGUGACAACAGUGAUGUCAGAAAAGAUGGCACAGCAGCUUAGACCUAGCUUGGAGAGGGGAGUGCUUCUAUUUUUUCUUUGAUAUGUCUCUGAAUCCAUGGAAAUUUUAGCUGGAGACUCGGCACCUUGCAACAAUGUAAAUCCUAGAGAUGAUACAAGUAGCUGCAGCCGCCCUCUCUCAAGUUUGAUAUAGAAAGCUCAAACCCUAUUUUGCUCACUAUGGCAAACCCAAAGGUCUAUUUUGACAUGACCAUCGGUGGUACCGAAGCCGGCCGUAUUACCAUGGAGCUUCGCGCUGAUGUGGCCCCUAAGACCGCUGAGAACUUUCGGUGCCUCUGCACAGGUGAGAAGGGCAUGGGAAAGUCAGGCAAGCCUCUCCACUUCAAGGGCAGCGCUUUCCAUCGUGUCAUCCCUGACUUCAUGUGCCAGGGUGGCGACUUCACCGCUGGCAACGGAACUGGCGGUGAGUCCAUCUACGGGGCCAAGUUUGCCGAUGAAAACUUUACCCUCAAGCACACUGGCCCAGGAAUUUUGUCAAUGGCCAAUGCUGGCCCCAACACCAACGGUUCACAGUUCUUCCUGUGCACAGUAAAGACUGGCUGGUUGGACGGCAAGCAUUGUGUGUUUGGCGCUGUCACUGAUGGCAUGGAUGUGGUGAAGAAGAUCGAGGCUGUCGGCUCUCAGUCUGGCAAGACCUCCAAGCCAGUGAUGAUUGCAGACUGUGGCCAGCUUGCAUAGGCGAAGACCGUGCUUGGUUCUGAGUGUGGAGAGGCCUCUUGCUCUCAAGUAUGAAGAAUGAAACUUGAGAAGGAUCUUUUGUGCAGUCUAUGUGCUCUCUAUGGGAUUGAGAGAAUCCGUGUUCCAGCGAAGCGUC